This is a messenger RNA of Mauremys mutica (yellowpond turtle), 888 nucleotides long. RefSeq names its product transmembrane immune signaling adaptor TYROBP (gene TYROBP). Bases 197 to 526 code for a protein of 109 amino acids. Gene Ontology annotation, cellular component: cell surface; membrane. The record is from RefSeq and is a predicted model, not a curated record. The transcript is spliced from 5 exons. NCBI's taxonomy places the organism in Eukaryota, Metazoa, Chordata, Testudines, Geoemydidae. Gene Ontology annotation, biological process: neutrophil activation involved in immune response; negative regulation of transforming growth factor beta1 production; positive regulation of phosphatidylinositol 3-kinase/protein kinase B signal transduction. Gene Ontology annotation, molecular function: phosphatidylinositol 3-kinase binding; signaling receptor binding.
GUGGGGAGGCAGUAGUUAAUGCCGUGGUAGGGGCGGGCUGUGCACUGCGGUCUCUCGCUCCCCCACCUCCCCCCGGCCGCAUCCCUUCCUCUUUUCGAGGGUUUCCUGUCCGUGCUGUCGCUUGGCUCCGUCCCCAGCACCCGGCCCCUCCCGCAGGGACCCCAGCGCCCGGCAGAGACCUCCGCACCCCAGCACCAUGGGACCUCCGGGCCCCCCACCCCUCCACACCCUACUGGGCUUGGCCUGGGCACUGCUGGGUUCUGUUAACGCACAGAGAGAUUGCACUGGCUGCCCCCAGCUGAGCGGGGGGCUGAUCGCGGGGCUGGUCGUGGGGGACCUGCUGCUGACGCUGCUCAUCGCUCUGGCUGUCUACUGCCUGGCUGGCAAGAUCCACCACCUCCGGGGGAGCGCACAGGCGGAGGUCAAGAAGCCCCCCGCCACUGAGAUGGAGUCGCCGUACCAGGAGCUCCAGGGUCAGAGAUUGGAUAUUUACAGUGACCUGAAGAAGUCGGGAGCCAAUUAUUAAUGCCCCGUCUCCGUCCCAUGCCCGCUCUGCACCCAAGCGGCUGGUGCCAGGGUGUCGAAUCCAUGCAGCCUGCGUUGUUUAUCUCCGUGCCACCCGCUCUGAGCACCGUUCCGUGCAAACAUGCAGCCCCCCUCAAUCUGCAGCGUUGAUCCCACCCCGCAUAGGCGCCGACUCCGUGGGUGCUCCGGGGCUGGGGCACCGACAGGGAAACAGCAGCUCCCCCAACCCGCCUCCCUACCCCAGCUCACCUCCGCCUCCUCCCCUGAGCGCACUGCCCCGUCCUGCUUCUCCCCCCUCCCUCCCAGUGCUUGUGCCGCAAAACAGCUGUUUCGCCCGGCAAGCGCUGGGAGAGAGGAGGAGGA